Messenger RNA from Suillus plorans, 1503 nucleotides. Its product is annotated as aldehyde dehydrogenase domain-containing protein. The transcript is spliced from 10 exons. The record is from RefSeq and is a predicted model, not a curated record. The coding region runs from base 1 to 1503 and encodes 500 amino acids. Gene Ontology annotation, molecular function: aldehyde dehydrogenase (NAD+) activity. Lineage: Eukaryota; Fungi; Basidiomycota; Agaricomycetes; Boletales; Suillaceae.
AUGCCUUCUACGUUCACUCACGAGUUCAACGCGCCCGCUUUCAAGGCAAAAGUUUCCUUCAACACCGGUCUCUUCAUUAAUGGCCAGUUCGUGGAUGGAUCUGACAAUACCACCAUCGAUGUCAUCAAUCCGACAAAUGGAAAGGUAAUAACGUCAGUGUCCGAGGGUACACCCAAGGAUGUCGACCUCGCCGUCGAUGCUGCUCAUGCAGCCUUCGACACCGCCUGGGGUCUUCAUACCCCCGGUGCACAACGUAGCAUAUUGAUGUCGAAGCUCGUUGCCCUCAUGGAGAAGAAUGCCGACGAGCUUGCCGCUCUGGAGGCAUUGGACAAUGGCAAGACUUUCAAUUGGGCAAGAAAUAUUGAUGUCGCUGGCUCCAUCGAUUGUAUUCGCUACUAUGCUGGUUGGGCUGAUAAGAUCACUGGUCAAGUACAAGAGACUACCGAAGACAAGCUCACCUACAGUCGCCACGAGCCCAUCGGUGUCGUUGGUCAAAUCAUCCCAUGGAAUUUCCCAUUGCUCAUGAUGGCCUGGAAAAUUGGUCCUGCUCUCGCAUGCGGCAACACGGUGGUUCUAAAACCUUCAGAAUUCACACCCCUGACCGCCAUCCGAAUGUGCCACCUCAUCAACGAGGCUGGCUUCCCACCCGGAGUAGUCAACGUCCUCACUGGUUAUGGAAACACUACCGGUAACGCUAUCUCUUCACAUAUGAGAAUAGAGAAAGUCGCCUUCACUGGCUCAACUAUUGUUGGUCGCAAGAUCAUGGAGGCUGCUGCGAGGAGCAACCUCAAGAAUGUCACCCUUGAGCUCGGUGGAAAGAGUCCAAACAUCAUCUUCGACGAUGCAGAUAUCGAACAAGCUGUUAACUGGGCUAUAUUCGGCAUCUUCUGGAACCACGGUCAGACGUGUACCGCAGGUUCGCGUAUCUUCGUGCAAGAAGGCAUCUAUGACGAAUUCUUCAAGCGUUUCAUGGAGAAAACUCGGUCGCUCAAGAUCGGUGACCCAUUUGCACCUGACACUUUCCAGGGUCCUCAGGUCUCAGAGAUUCAAUUCAACCGUAUCAUGUCUUACAUUGAGUCCGGAAAGGCAGCUGGCGCCAAGGUUGAAAUUGGUGGUGAGCGCCAUGGAAGCGAGGGCUACUUCAUCAAGCCCACCAUCUUCACUAAUGUCGACCCAUCGAUGAAGAUUGUCCAAGAGGAGAUUUUCGGUCCCGUUUGUGUUCUCAUCAAGUUCAAGGAUGAGGAAGAUGUGAUCAAGCAGGCAAAUGACACGCUUUACGGUCUUGCUGCUGCUGUUUUCACCCAGGACCUGAACCGUGCCCUCAACACGGCACACAGACUCAAAGCUGGAACUGCAUGGAUUAACUGCGUUAACUCAUUCAACUCCAAUGUACCAUUUGGCGGUUUCAAGCAGAGCGGUAUCGGUCGUGAGUGUGGCGACUACGCCCUAACUAACUACACUGCAGUGAAGGCUGUCCACGUCAACCUCGGCCACAAAAUGUGA